GGCGGCGUGGACGCUGGCCAGCAUGGCCAGCUGGGUGUUCUGUAACCGCUGCUUCCAGCCCCCCCGCCAGACGGCGUGCUUCAGCCUGACCAACUGCGGCCACGUGUACUGCGAGGGCUGCCUGGGCAAAGGUGACUUUUUCCUGUUCUCGGCUGCAUUGGACCAGAAGAGGGAGAAAGAACGCCCCAGGUUUGGGCUGGGUAUGCUGCCUGGAAGGACAAGGGAUGAGGAGACUGCCAUGUUGACGGGUCGGCGCUGGGCUCCAGGCUGGUUAGUGAAGAAAUGAAGGUCAGAGGGUGUGAGGACGUGGCAGAGCCAGGGUGAGAGGCUCUGCUGCUCGCACAGGAGAGCUGGAAGCAAGAAAGGUGGACGAGGAGGUAGGAGCUCUGAGUUUUCUGACACUGGGUGCUCUGAUGGUCCAGGCUGUGGUUGUGGGAGAAGGUGCCAGUGUGGAGGGCAGGCGAGGCUGACGUUAGUGGCCAGCCCCACAGGGGUGCAGGUCUCCAGGGUGAUCAGUAGAAUUUCACGGAGAGGAAGAUAGUGAAAUGGGUGCUAAGGUCACUGGGGUCUGGGGCAGAGACCCCAGAAAAGGGCGGGUGAGUUAGCUGGAUGCUAGCAGGCAGGACAUAGUACCCUUUCAUUCUUAGGUCCUCGCACUGCCUUCCAGGGAGCUCAAGACACACUUAGAAAAAGCUUAUCCGGUGCGUGGAUGCGUGACUGUCCAUGGUGUUGCAGGACUGAGGCCAAGGCAGCACACAGCUCACUUCAUCUGUUAGGUAAAAAGGACGAAUGCGUGAUUUGUAAAGUUCCUUGUCGUACAGUGUUACUUUCAAAACACACUGACUCAGACAUCCAGGCGCUCUUCAUGGGCAUUGACGGUCUGUGUAAGAAGUACUCGAAGGAGACCUCGCAGAUUUCAGAAUUUCAAGAAAAACACAGGAAGAGACUGUUAACCUUCUAUAGAGAAAAGAUUUCUAAGUUGGAAGACUCCCUCCGGAAGUCAGUGCUGCGGAUCCAAGAGCUGCAGAGUAUGAGAUCAUCACAACAGACGGUUUUCAGCACAAUAAGAAAUUCAGUUUCAACCCCUUCAGCACAGCCACAUGGGUGUCCGUUCCUGCCACCGGACUCGUCCGCCUCUGAAAGAGUGGAGUCCAUGGAAGUUGACCUCACUCCUUCCCCACUGAGGAAACCUGAAAUAGCAGCUGGCCCGACGAGAAUCUCCCUGAUUAGUCCACCGCAGGAUGGACGCAUGGGCAGCGUCUCCCACGGCCCUCAGCACCUCGGCCUGACGCCAGGUCACAGCAGCAUGCCACAGGCUCUCAGGAUUCCAUCGCUGCAGAUCCCCUGUAAGGGCCCGUCCCACACUCCAGCCCCCCAGGCACCAGGCAGAGCGGGAAGCAGGGGCUCGCCCAGCCUUGGGGGCCCCCGGGCCCCAGCCCCCCGGCAGCCCAUCAGCAUCUCAGGGCUGCUGCAGAGGCGGCACGCAGGGUCUGCUGCCGUCCGGGGGUUCGCACACGAGAGGUGAGCCUGCUCCUGCCUGUCCGCGGAUUUCAGUUCUUCAGCCUGCCUGCCAGCACGCCUGCGUUAGGCGGUAAAUGGAAUUGUAUGUUUUUGCUUGAUGGAAUAAUUAAUACAACUGAAUAAAGCAUUUUUUGAUUAUCGGGGGGCAGCGUAUAUGUCAUACAUUUGAAACUUGGGUCUUCUCCGAACUUCCUUAAAAUGGUGUUGCAGCAGAGUGCACACCUGUGUCCGCUCGUGGCUGGGUUUCUGAUGGCGGCCCUCGGGCUGGCAGGAGGGUCUGUGGCAUGGGACGGCUGCAUGGCUCAGGCAAGCCCUGUGCCCUGGUCGUCGGUCGUCUGGACACAAUUCUGUUACGUGAUGCUCAUGACUCAUGUGACACCGUGUUUGCGAUGAACCUGCCUCCCAGGGUGCAUUUUGUGCCUGACUUCUCCCCACCAGGCGGGCGCGU
Messenger RNA from Equus caballus (horse), 1969 nucleotides. The record is from RefSeq and is a predicted model, not a curated record. NCBI's taxonomy places the organism in Eukaryota, Metazoa, Chordata, Mammalia, Perissodactyla, Equidae.